Messenger RNA from Mus pahari (shrew mouse), 4798 nucleotides. RefSeq names its product calmodulin-binding transcription activator 1. Bases 213 to 4601 code for a protein of 1462 amino acids. The record is from RefSeq and is a predicted model, not a curated record. Gene Ontology annotation, cellular component: nucleus. Gene Ontology annotation, molecular function: transcription coregulator activity; protein binding; double-stranded DNA binding. The transcript has 18 exons. Lineage: Eukaryota; Metazoa; Chordata; Mammalia; Rodentia; Muridae. Gene Ontology annotation, biological process: regulation of transcription by RNA polymerase II.
GCUGCUAUGUCCAUUCCUCCAUCAUACCUACUUUCCACCGGAGGUGCUACUGGCUCCUUCAGAACCCCGACAUCGUCCUGGUGCACUACCUGAAUGUGCCGGCCAUCGAGGACUGCGGCAAGCCCUGUGGGCCCAUCCUCUGCUCCAUCAACACCGACAAGAAGGAGUGGGCCAAGUGGACGAAGGAGGAACUCAUCGGGCAGCUGAAGCCCAUGUUCCAUGGUAUCAAAUGGACCUGCAGUAAUGGGAAUAGCAGCUCAGGCUUCUCGGUGGAGCAGCUGGUACAACAGAUCCUCGACAGCCACCAGACCAAGCCCCAGCCACGGACCCACAACUGCCUCUGCACCGGCAGCCUGGGAGCAGGCAGCAGCGUGCAUCAUAAGUGUAACAGUGCCAAACACCGCAUCAUCUCACCAAAGGUGGAGCCGAGGGCCGGGGGCUACGGGGGCCACUCGGAAGUACAACACAACGACGUGUCAGAGGGCAAGCAUGAGCCCAGCCACGGCAGGAGCACGAGCCGGGAGAAGAGGAAUGGCAAGGUGGCCAAGCCGGCACUGCUGCACCAGAACAGCACGGAGGUUUCCUCCACCAACCAGGUGGAGGUCCCCGACACCACCCAGAGCUCCCCCGUGUCCAUCAGCAGCGGGCUCAACAGUGACCCAGACAUGGUAGACAGCCCAGUUGUCACAGGUGUGUCCAGCAUGGCAGUGGCCUCUGUGAUGGGGGGACUGUCCCAAAGUGCCACAGUGUUCAUGUCCGAGGUCACUAACGAGGCCGUGUACACCAUGUCCCCCACCGCUGGCCCCAACCACCACCUCCUAUCGCCCGAUGCCUCUCAGGGCCUUGUACUGGCUGUAAGUUCUGACGGCCACAAGUUUGCCUUCCCCACCACGGGCAGCUCAGACAGCCUGUCCAUGCUGCCUGCCAAUGUGUCCGAAGAGCUGGUCCUCUCCACCACCCUCGACGGUGGCCGGAAGAUUCCAGAGACCGCCAUGAACUUCGACCCCGACUGUUUCCUCAAUAAUCCAAAGCAGGGCCAGACAUACGGGGGUGGGGGCCUGAAAGCUGAGAUGGUUAGCACCAAUAUCCGGCACUCGCCGCCUGCAGAGAGGAGCUUUGGCUUCACCGGCGUCCUCGCCAAGGAGAUCAAGACCGAAGACACCUCCUUUGAGCAGCAGAUGGCCAAAGAGGCGGCCUACUCCUCCUCGGCGGCGGCUGCCGCGUCCAGCUCCCUCACGCUGACCGCGGCGGGAUCUAGCCUCCUGCCGUCGGGCGGUGGCCUGAGCCCCAGCACCACCCUCGAGCAGAUGGACUUUAGUGCCAUAGACUCUAACAAGGACUACGCGUCCAGCUUCAGCCAGACGGGCCACAGCCCCCAUAUCCACCAAACCCCCUCCCCCAGCUUCUUCCUGCAGGAUGCCAGCAAGCCCCUACCCCUUGAGCAGAAUACCCACAGCAGCCUAAGCGAGUCAGGGGCCGCCUUUGUGAUGCCCACGGUGAAAACGGAGGCCUCAUCCCAGACCAGCUCUUGCAGCGGCCACGUGGAAACCCGGAUAGAGCCUACUUCCUCCCUGCACCUCAUGCAGUUCCAGGCCAACUUCCAGGCCAUGGCGGCAGAAGGGGAGGUUACCAUGGAGACCUCACAGGCAGCUGAAGGGAAUGAGGUCCUCCUCAAGUCUGGGGAGCUGCAGGCCUGUGGCUCUGAGCACUACCUGCCGCCAGAGACCAACGGGGUGAUCCGCAGCGCAGGUGGCGUCCCCCUUCUCCCGAGCAAUGUGGUGCAGGGACUCUACCCGGUGGCCCAGCCCAGCCUGGGCAACAGCUCUAACAUGGAGCUCAGCCUGGACCACUUUGACAUUUCCUUCAGCAAUCAGUUCUCAGACCUGAUCAAUGACUUCAUCUCUGUGGAGGGGGGCAGUGGUACGAUCUACGGGCACCAGCUGGUGUCGGGGGACAGCUCUGCACUCUCACAGUCGGAAGAUGGGGCGCGGGCACCCUUCACCCAGGCGGAGAUGUGUAUUCCCUGCUGCAGCCCCCAGCAGGGCAGCCUGCAGCUGAGCAGCGCUGAGGGCGGGCCCAGCACCAUGGCCUACAUGCAUGUUGCAGAGGUGGUCUCGGCUGCCUCGGCCCAGGGAGCCCUGGGCAUGCUGCAGCAGAGCGGACGGGUGUUCAUGGUGACUGACUAUUCCCCAGAGUGGUCUUACCCAGAGGGAGGAGUCAAGGUUCUCAUCACAGGCCCAUGGCAAGAAGCCAGCAAUAAUUACAGUUGCCUGUUUGACCAGAUCUCCGUGCCUGCAUCCCUGAUUCAGCCUGGGGUGCUGCGUUGCUACUGCCCAGCCCAUGACACGGGUCUUGUGACCCUGCAAGUUGCCUUCAACAAUCAGAUCAUCUCCAACUCGGUGGUGUUUGAGUACAAGGCUCGGGCGCUGCCCACACUCCCUUCCUCCCAGCACGACUGGCUGUCACUGGACGAUAACCAGUUCAGGAUGUCCAUCCUGGAGCGUCUGGAGCAGAUGGAAAGAAGAAUGGCCGAGAUGACCGGCUCCCAGCAGCACAAGCAGGCGAGCAGCGGAGGAGGCAGUGGGAGCAGCAGCGGGAAUGGUGCCGGAGGGGGUCAGGCCCAGUGUGCCUCGGGCACUGGGACCCUGGGGAGCUGCUUCGAGAGCCGUGUGGUUGUCGUGUGUGAGAAGAUGAUGAGCCGAGCCUGCUGGGCCAAGUCCAAGCACCUGAUCCACUCGAAGACCUUCCGAGGGAUGACCCUCUUACACCUGGCUGCUGCCCAGGGCUACGCCACCCUGAUCCAGACCCUCAUCAAAUGGCGCACAAAGCAUGCAGACAGCAUUGAUUUGGAACUGGAAGUUGAUCCCCUGAAUGUGGACCACUUCUCCUGUACUCCUCUGAUGUGGGCCUGUGCCCUGGGGCACUUGGAAGCGGCUGUGGUGCUCUACAAGUGGGACCGCCGGGCCAUCUCCAUCCCCGACUCUCUGGGACGGCUGCCUUUGGGAAUUGCCAGGUCGAGGGGUCACGUGAAGUUAGCAGAGUGUCUGGAACACCUGCAGAGAGAUGAGCAGGCCCACCUGGGACAGGCCUCCCGGAUCCACUGUGCCCCGAGCGAAGAGCCAACCCCAGACAGCUGGAUGGCCCAGUGGCAGAGGGAGGCCAUGAGCUCUCCAGAAAUACCCAAAGGAGUCACUGUCAUUGCGAGCACCAAUCCAGAGCUGAGAAGACCUCGGUCUGAACCCUCUAAUUACUACAGCACUGAGGGCCACAAAGAUUAUCCGGCUCCCAAAAAGCAUAAAUUGAACCCCGAGCCCUUCCAGGCAAGGCAGGAGAAGCUGCUCUGCACUGCACUGACUCUGGAGCAGCCGAGUAUCAGGAAGCAGAGCCCUAGGUCUAAGCAGUCUUCCCCCGAGACAAUCAGCCCCAGUGAAGGAGUGAGGGAGAACAGCCGGGGAGCCUCCCCUUCCACUCCAGAGACUGCAGCAGCCCACGCGUCUGCAUCUCAGCCUGUAGUAAAGUGGAGUUCCAAAGAUCUUUACAUUGGUGUGUCUACAGUACAGGUGACUGGAAAUCCGAAGGGGACCAGUGUAGUAAAGGACGCGGCGCCUUCACAGGUGCGUCCGAGGGAACCAAUGAGCGUCCUGAUGUUGGCUAACAGAGAGGUGGUGAAUACAGAGAUGGGGGCCUACCGGGAUAGGACAGAGCACGAGGAUUGCCCCCAGCCCAUGGAUGAUAUUCAGGUGAACAUGAUGACCUUGGCGGAGCACAUUAUCGAGGCCACACCAGACCGAAUCAAGCAGGAGAACUUUGUGCCCAUGGAAUCCUCAGCCUUGGAAAGAACAGAUCCGGCCACCAUUAGCAGUACGAUGAGCUGGCUGGCCAGUUACCUAGCCGAUGCCGACCGUCUGCCCAGCGCUGCCCACAUCAGGAGUGCGUACCCUGAGCCCCUCACUCCGUCUUCUAAUGCCAGCUUGAGUCCUGCAGGCUCUCCAGUCAGUGAGGUGGCUUUCGAGAGACCCAGCCUUCCCUCUGCAGCAGACUGGUCGGAGUUUCUGAGUGCGUCCACCAGUGAGAAGGUGGAGAAUGAGCUCGCUCAGCUCACACUGUCCGACCACGAGCAGAGAGAACUCUAUGAAGCUGCCAGGCUUGUCCAGACAGCCUUCCGGAAGUACAAGGGCAGACCCCUGCGGGAACAGCAAGAAGUGGCUGCUGCCGUCAUCCAGCGCUGUUACAGGAAGUACAAACAGCUGACAUGGAUAGCCUUGAAGUAUGCACUUUACAAAAAGAUGACCCAGGCGGCCAUCCUUAUCCAGAGCAAAUUCCGAAGUUACUAUGAGCAGAAGCGGUUCCAGCAGAGCAGGCGUGCUGCAGUGCUGAUCCAGAACUUCUACCGGAGUUACAAGAAGUGUGGCCGGAGACGGCCAGCCCGCAGGACUGCUGUCAUUGUGCAGCAGAAGCUCAGGAGCAGUUUGCUGACCAAAAAGCAGGACCAAGCUGCUCGAAAGAUAAUGAGGUUUCUGCGUCGCUGUCGCCACAGAGUGAAAGAAUUGAAAAAGGCCAAGGAACUUGAAGACAUACAGCAGCAUCCCUUAGCAAUGUGACAUUGCUUCUCAGACUCUUUCCAUUUCUGUUUUUAGCAGAGACAUGCAACAACAUACACGCUCGUGCACACACACACACACACACACAAACACACACACACACAAUCCCUCUGCAGUUCUGGGGAGUCAGCUGCAGGAUUUUAACGAGAAUGUUUGGUCAUUACAUUUGCACUCUCAUGGACAACUUUUAAUUUGAU